Molecule: messenger RNA, 1716 nt
Organism: Coccomyxa subellipsoidea C-169
Lineage: Eukaryota; Viridiplantae; Chlorophyta; Trebouxiophyceae; Coccomyxaceae
Product: cytochrome P450
Exons: 14
Coding region: 1-1716 (571 amino acids)
Molecular function (GO): monooxygenase activity; heme binding; oxidoreductase activity, acting on paired donors, with incorporation or reduction of molecular oxygen
Source: RefSeq, a predicted model, not a curated record
AUGAAGUAUGAAACGGAGGAGACUAGUGUUCAGGGGAUAGCAACUGCUGCACAGGAAGAGGAUGACCCUCCAGAGCUGGUGGCGGCUGCAGAAAAACUUGCGCAGCUCCAUCUUGACAAGGACACUGAGGACGAUGAGCAGGAGCCAGAAGAAUGGAACCCUGUGCGCAUGGGAGGCGAUGACUCAUCAGAUGAGGAGAGCUUGGAAGAGGUCAUGGCACCUCUGAGGGUGAGGUCUGCAGCUCAGGACAAUAUUGCCGUGGCGCCCAUUCGGAAGCCAAAGAUGGUUUUAUCUGACCAUCGGGAGGAGGGCGCGGGCUCUGAGGCUUCUGCCAGGGCCCAAGCUGUGGUGGUGACUGAUCCCACACUGGCACACGAGCUGCUUCGCUGCAAACUGCUCGACAAAUUCAGAUUUCAGUACUCCUUCCUAGACCCGUUCCUGUCAGGGACGAAUCUUCUGACUGGGCACACCGACGAGCACUGGCGAGCAGUCAGGAAAGGCAUUGCACCGGCGUUCAGCACUGCAAAUGUGAGGGAUGCUUCUGGGCACAUCAUCGAGCGAAGCCUCAAGCUUGUGGACAUUCUUAAUCAGACACAAUCUGAUGCUGCAGUCAAUGUUGACGACCUCCUGCUGCGACUCAGCAUGGACGUCAUUGGGCGGACGGGGUUCCAGAUAGAGAUGGGAGCGUUGGAGGGCUGGCUUGCCGGAUCGGGGGAAGACUCCGGCAGCUACAUCGCGGUGAUGCUGCGGUGCACUGAGGAGGUGGUGAGGCGCAUAGAGACGCCCGUGGACCACAUGCUGGGCGCGCUCCGGAGCCGCAUGCGCCAAGGCAACGCCCUCUUCCGCACAUGGAAGGAGCUGGUCAUGGGCCUGCUGGAGCAUGUGAAGUCAAGGGAGGCCACGCCAGGCUCGUUUGCAGACCUGCUGCGCCUGGUCAGAGACCCCAAAACUGGCGCUCCCCUGACGGCUGCGCAGAUGCUGCCGGAAGUUGCAGCGCUCUUCUUCGCGGGCAUCGACACCACCGGCCACACCGGCGCAUGGACCCUGUAUGCGCUGUCGCAGCACCCAGAGGUGGAGGCUAGGGUGGUGCAGCAACUUGAUGCACUGGGGCUGCUGGUCACGCCAGACAGACACCACCCCAGAAAGCCCGAGUACGCCGACAUCGCGCGACUGACCUACCUCAAAUGUGUCAUCAAGGAGGUUCUGCGCAUGUAUCCGCCGGUGGGCAUCGGCCAGAUCCGGGUGAGCCACAGCCACGACCUCGUGCUGUGCGGCGGCGCACUCACAAUUCCCCGGGGAACGCUGCUGUGGAUGCCCCACCACGCCAUGCACAACACCAGCGCCAACUGGGACCAGCCCCACAGCUUCCUGCCAGAGCGAUGGAUGGAGCCCGAGGCGGAGUAUGCACAGAAGGAGUGCGGGCUGCCCAUGCAGCUGCGGAAAGGGCUGACCAGCAAGCAGGGCAGCAACCUGUGCAAUGGAGAGCGGCCCAAGAGGUACAUGCCAUUCGCGGAGGGCCCGAGGUCUUGCGUGGGCAAGAACCUGGCAAAUUCAACGCUGCCCCUCACUCUCGCCACCCUCCUCUCCCACUUCUCCUUCAAGCUGGCAGAUCAGAUGGGUGGAGCAGAGGGAGUUCGCAGGGCUGAGCAGUACACUCUGGUGACAGGCAUUGCUGGCGGCAUGUACAUGCAUGCACUCCCCAGGCUGGCUCAAUGA